CCUUUCCCGCUGCCGGUUCCUCUCCCAGUCCCGGUUCCUCUCCCAGUCCCGGUUCCUCUCCCGGUCCCAUUCCUCUCCCGGUUCCUCUCCCAGUCCCGGUUCCUCUCCCGGUGCCGGUUCCUCUCCUGGUCCCGUUUCCCAGUCCCAUUUCCCAGUCCCGGUUCCUCUCCCAGUCCCGGUUCCUCUCCUGGUUCCUCUCCCAGUCCCAUUUCCCAGUCCCGGUUCCUCUCGCGGUGCCGGUUCCUGUCCCGGUCCCAUUUCCCAGUCCCGGUUCCUCUCCCGGUUCCUGUCCCGGUCCCGUUUCCCAGUCCCGGUUCCUCUCGCGGUGCCGGUUCCUGUCCCGGUCCCAUUUCCCAGUCCCGGUUCCUCUCCCGGUGCCGGUUCCUGUCCCGGUCCCAUUUCCCAGUCCCGGUUCCUCUCCCGGUGCCGGUUCCUGUCCUGGUGCCAGUUCCCAGUCCCGGUUCCUGUCCCGGUCCCGUUUCCCAGUCCCGGUUCCUCUCGCGGUGCCGGUUCCUGUCCCGGUCCCAUUUCCCAGUCCCGGUUCCUCUCCCGGUGCCGGUUCCUGUCCUGGUGCCAGUUCCCAGUCCCGGUUCCUGUCCCGGUGCCGUUUCCCAGUCCCGGUUCCUCUCCCGGUGCCGUUUCCCAGUCCCGGUUCCUCUCGCGGCUGCGGUCCCGCCGCCGUUGGGGCGCAGCGAUGUACCCCGGCUCUGCGGCGGGCGCGGCGGGGGCGCGGCGGCGGCGCGGCGCGGCGGCGCUGCCCAAGCAGCCGGAGCGCAGCCUGGCGUCGGCGCUGCCGGGGGCGCUGGCCGUCACCGCGCUCUGCACGGCGCUGGCCGAGCCCGCCUGGCUGCGCAUCCACGGCGGCACCUGCGCCCGCCAGGAGCUGGGCGUGGCCGACGUGCUGGGCUUCGUGCAGCCCGAGCUGCUGCGAGAUUUCUGCAUGAACCCGCAGACGGUGCUGCUGCUCCGCGUCAUCGCCGCUUUCUGCUUCCUGGGCAUCGUGUGCAGCCUCGGCGCGUUCCUGCUCGACGUCUUCGGGCCCAAACACCCGGCCCUGAAAAUCACCCGGCGCUACGCCUUCGCCCACAUCCUCACAGUCCUGCAGUGCGCCACCGUGAUCGGCUUCUGCUACUGGGCCUCGGAGCUGCUGCUGGCGCAGCAGCAGCAGCACAAGAAGUACCACGGCUCCCAGGUGUUCGUCACCUUCGCCGUCAGCUUCUACCUGGUGGCCGGCGCCGGCGGCGCCUCCAUCCUGGCCACGGCGGCCAACCUGCUGCGGCACUACCCCAGCGAGGAGGAGGAGCAGGCGCUGGAGCUGCUCUCCGAGAUGGAGGAGGCCGAGCCCUACGGCCCCGACUACGAGGUGGUCAACCAGUUCCAGCCGCCGCCCGCCUACACGCCGUGACGCCGCGCGGAUCGGCGCCGGACGGGCCCCGGCCGCCGCCGCCGCCACCGCGGUUGUUGGGGUUGUGGCGAGCGAGAUCGAGGUCAUCGAGAUCGUGGUCAUCUGAUUGUGGGUCAUCGAGAUCGUGGUCAUCGCGAUCGAGGUCAUCGAGAUCGAGGUCAUUGAGAUCGAGGUCAUCGAGAUCGUGGUCAUCUUGAUCGGGGGUCAUCGAGAUCGAGGUCAUCUCAAUCGGGGGUCAUCGCGAUCGUGGUCAUCGAGAUCGAGGUCAUCUCAAUCGGGGGUCAUCGCGAUCGAGGUCAUCGAGAUCGUGGUCAUCGAGAUCGAGGUCAUCGAGAUCGCGGUCAUUGAGAUCGAGGUCAUCGUGAUCGUGGUCAUCUUGAUCGGGGGUCAUCGAGAUCGAGGUCAUCGAGAUCGAGGUCAUCUCAAUCGGGGGUCAUCGCGAUCGAGGUCAUCGUGAUCAAGGUCGUCUUGAUCGGGGGUCAUCGCGAUCGUGGUCAUCGAGAUCGUGGUCAUCGUGAUCGAGGUCAUCGAGAUCGAGGUCAUCUUGAUCGGGGGUCAUCGCGAUUGAGGUCAUCGAGAUCGAGGUCAUCGAGAUCGUGGUCAUCGUGAUCGAGGUCAUCGAGAUCGAGGUCAUUGAGAUCGAGGUCAUCUUGAUCGGGGGUCAUCGCGAUUGAGGUCAUCGAGAUCGAGGUCAUCGAGAUCGUGGUCAUCUUGAUCGGGGGUCAUCAAGAUCAAGGUCAUCGAGAUCGAGGUCAUCAUGAUCAUGGUCAUCUUGAUCGGGGGUCAUCGCGAUCGAGGUCAUCGAGAUCGAGGUCAUCUUGAUCGGGGGUCAUCGCUAUCGUGGUUAUCGAGAUCACGGUCAUCGAGAUCAUGGUCAUCUGAUUGUGGGUCAUCGAGAUUGUGGUCGUUGAGAUCAUGGUCAUCGCAAUCGAGGUCAUCGUGAUCGAGGUCAUCAAGAUCGAGGUCAUCGCGAUCGUGGUCAUCUUGAUCGGGGGUCAUCAAGAUCGCGGUCGUCGAGAUCGCGGUCAUCGCAAUCGAGGUCAUCGAGAUCGUGGUUACCUUGAUUGUGGGUCAUCGCGAUCGUGGUCAUCGUGAUUGUGGUCACCUCGAUCAUGGGUCAUCGCGAUCGUGGUCAUCACGAUUGAGGUCAUCAUGAUCCCGGUCAUCGCGAUCGUGGUCAUCGCGAUCGAGGUCACCUUUACUGUGGGUCAUCAUGAUCGUGGUCAUCGCGAUCGUGGUUAUCACGAUCGUGGUCAUCGCGAUCAUGGUCACUUGAUCCCAGCACUGUGAAUGUGGGUCAUCACGAUUGUGGUGACCUGGAUCGUGGGUCAUCGCGAUCGUGGUCAUUGUGAUCGUGGUCACUUGAUCCUGACACCACGAUUGUGGGUCAUCACGAUCGUGGUCAUCGCCAUGACGGUCACCUUGAUUGUGGGUCAUCGUGAUUGAGGUCACCUUGAUCAUGGGUCAUCGAGAUCGUGGUCAUCACGAUUGAGGUCAUUGAGAUCGACGUCACUAUGAUCAUGGUCAUCGCGAUCAUGGUCACCUUGAUCAUGGGUCAUCGAGAUCGUGGUCAUCACGAUUGAGGUCAUCAUGAUCCCGGUCAUCGCGAUUGUGGUCACUUGAUCCCAGUCACUAUGACCAUGGUCAUCGUGAUCACAGUCAUCAUGAUUGUGGUCAUCGCGAUCGUGGUCGCCUUGAUCCCGGUCACCUCGAUCGUGGUCACCUCAAUCCCGGUCACCUCGAUCCCGGUCACCUCGAUCCUGGUCACCUCGAUCCAGGUCACCUCGAUCCCGGUCACCUCGAUCCCUGUCACCUUGAUCGUGGUCACCUCGAUCCCGGUCACCUCAAUCCCGGUCACCUCGAUCCCGGUCACCUCGAUCCCGGUCACCUCGAUCCCGGUCAGCUCGAUCGUGGUCACCUCAAUCCCGGUCACCUCGAUCCCGGUCACCUUGAUCCCUGUCACCUUGAUCAUGGUCACCUCGAUCCCGGUCACCUCAAUCCCGGUCACCUCGAUCCCGGUCACCUCGAUCCCGGUCACCUCGAUCCCGGUCACCGUGAUCGCGGUGGAUCGAGUGGACAGAGCGGUCGGACCGGCGUGGGGGUGGGGGUGGUGGUGUGGGAGGGUUGGCUGGGGCAACGUUGGGAGAUCUCCCAGGGGAAGGAUUUCUCCAGUGGAUCUCUGGAGAUCUCCCAGGGGAAGGAUUUCUCCAGUGGAUCUCUGGAGAUCUCCCAGGGGAAGGAUUUCUCCAGGUGGAUCUCUGGAGAUCUCCCAGGGGAAGGAUUUCUCCAGGUGGAUCUCUGGAGAUCUCCCAGGGGAAGGAUUUCUCCAGGUGGAUCUCUGGAGAUCUCCCAGGGGAAGGAUUUCUCCAGGUGGAUCUCUGGAGAUCUCCCAGGGGAAGGAUUUCUCCAGGUGGAUCUCUGGAGAUCUUCCAGGGGAAGGAUUUCUCCGGGUGGAUCCCAGGAACUCUUUCAACAAAGGAUUUCUCCAGCUGGAUCCCAAGAACUCUUCCAGCAGAAGACGCUUUGGACAGAUCCUGGAAGUUCUUCCAGGGGAGGGUUUGUCCAGGUGGAUCCCAGGAACUCCUGCAGGGGAGGAUUUCUCCUGGUGGAUCCCAGGAGAUCCUCCAGCAAAGGAUUGGCCUGGAUGGACACAGGAAGUUCUUCCAGGGAAGGACUCGUUGGAGCAGAUCCUGGGAGAUCCUCCAGGGGAGGAUUUCUCCAGGUGGAUCCCAGGAGCUCUUCCAGUCAAGGACUGGUCUGGAUGGAUCCCGGGAGUUGUCCCAGGGAAGGACUGAAGGAUUUCUCCCAGUGGAUCCUGGAAGCUCCUCCGGGGAUCCCAGAAAUUCCCCCGGAUCCUGGUCUUGAUCCCAGUGGGAAUGGGGUGGGAUGGGGAGAGAUCCAGGAGGUCCUGGAGGGAACGAUUCGUUGGGGUGGAUCCCGAGAGCUCCUCCAGCAAAGGAUUUCUCCUGGUGGAUCCCAGGAAUUCCCUCGGGAAGGAUUUCCGAUUUCUCCUGGUGGAUCCCAGGAAUUCCCUCGGGAAGGAUUUCAGAUUUCUCCUGGUGGAUCCCAGGAAUUCCCUCGGGAAGGAUUUCCGAUUUCUCCUGGUGGAUCCCAGGAGCUCCUCCAGGGCCUCGAUCCCGGAGGUGGUUCCGUGGCUCCGGUGGGGUUCAGACACCGGGGGGAACGUUGGGAUCUCCUGCUCCAGGUGGGUUUUCCUUGGAAUGAGGGGAGUGGGAUCCAUGGAUUCCCAUGGACUGAGAACUUUGGGAUCCCCCUGGACUGAGAACUUUGGGAUCCCCAAUUUGCAACUGAUUGAGAACUUUGGGAUCCCCAUGGAUCAAAAACUUUGGGAUCCCCCUGGAAUGAGAACUUUGGGAUGCCGAAUUCCCACCGGAUCGAGAACUUUGGGAUCCCCAAUUCCCAGUGGAUCAGGAACUUCGGGAUCCACCAUUCCCCAUGGACUGAGAACUUCGGGAUCCCUGUGGACUGAGAAUGUUGGGAUCUCCAAUUCCCUGUGGAUCAAGAAUUUUGGGAUCCCCAAUUCCCAACGGAUCGAGAACUUUGGGAUCCCCUUGGAAUGAGCACUCUGCGAUGUCCAUGGAUUGAGAACGCUGGGAUCAGGAAUUCCCAACAGAUCAAGAACUUUGGGAUCCCCAAUUCCCAAUGGAUCCCGAACUUUGAGAUCCCCACAGAUCAAAACCUUUGGGAUCCCCAUGGACUGAGAACUUUGGGAUCCCCAAUUCCCAAUGGAUCCCGAACUUUGAGAUCCCCACAGAUCAAAACCUUUGGGAUCCCCAUGGACUGAGAACUUUGGGAUCCCCAAUUCCCAAUGGAUCCCGAACUUUGGGAUCCCCACAGAUCAAAACCUUUGGGAUCCCCAUGGACUGAGAACUUUGGGAUCCCCAAUUCCCAGUGGAUCCCGAACUUUGGGAUCCCCACAGAUCAAAACCUUUGGGAUCCCCAUGGACUGAGAACUUUGGGAUCCCCAAUUCCCAGUGGAUCGAGAACUUUUGGGAUCCCCCAGGAACAAGAACUUUGGGAUCCCCACAGAUAAUAAACGUUGGGAUCUGGAAGUCCGAGUGGAUCCCAAACUUUGGGAUCCCCAAUUCCCAACGGAUCGAGAACUUUGGGAUCGUCUUGGAAUGAGAACUCUGCGAUCUCCAUGGAUUGAGAACUUUGGGAUCAGGAAUUCCCAACGGAUCCUGAACUUUGGGAUCUGAAUUCCCAGUGGAUCCCGACCUUUGGGAUCGGGAAUUCCCAGUGGAUCCCGACCUUUGGGAUCCCCAAUUCCCCCUGGACUGAGAACUUUGGGAUCUGGAAUUCCCAGUGGAUCCCGACCUUUGGGAUCUGGAAUUCCCAGUGGAUCCCGACCUUUGGGAUCCCCAAUUCCCAGUGGAUCCCGACCUUUGGGAUCUGGAAUUCCCAGUGGAUCCCGACCUUUGGGAUCCCCAGUUCCCUGCCCCCGCCCCCCCGUUUUCCCGCAGGAAUAUUCAUCCCCUUAUUUAAAAAUCCGGGAAUUCCCAUCCCUGCUCCCCUUUCCCCGCCCCCCGUGGACAUUCUGCACUUUAUUCCAGGCUCUGGGAAUUUUUGGGGGUUUUUUUUUGGGAUCAUCCCGUCCCUCACCCCGCGAAAUUCGGGAAUUUUGGCCUCCCGGGAAAUCGGGAUGAGCCCGGCUGGAAAAAUCCCCGGAGCUUUUAUGCAAAUCCCUCCACUCCCAUCCUGCUUUUCCCAGCCCAAAAUUCCCAAUUUUUCCCCCCUGCUCUGAUUUUUCCCGCCCAGGACCAAUCCCAGAAAUUUUCGGGGCCAAAAAAGGAAAAAAAAAUAAAUAGGAAAAAACAGAAAAAUCCCGUAAGGAUGGAAAUUCCCAACAGAAUUCCCAUUCCUGCCACGCUUCGGCUCCGAGGGGAUUCUUUUUAGGGAAUCUCCUGAUUUUUAGGGAAUUUUAACCCCGGGAUCCGGCUCCUUGGAGGUCCCGGUGCUUUUAUCCCGAUUUUCCCGCUUUUAUCCCGAUUUUCCUGCUCUUUUCCCCCUUUUUUUCCCAUUUUUUCUUCCCCCUGGCUAUGCAAGAGCUCCCCUGGGAUGGAAAUCCUGGAAAAAAUCCUGGAAAAAUCCUGGAAAAAAGAAAAUCCCAGAAAAAAACAACAAAAAACCCCAAACCCAAUCCCAGGAACGGCCCCUAAAAAGCCCUGGGGGAAAUCCCGGGAUUUGGGAUCCGCCGGGAAAGACGUCGGGAUUCCCUGGAUAUGCAAGGAAUAAAUCUGUGAAAAAUGGGA
This is a messenger RNA of Vidua chalybeata, 6678 nucleotides long. RefSeq names its product transmembrane protein 127 (gene TMEM127). Gene Ontology annotation, cellular component: membrane. Lineage: Eukaryota; Metazoa; Chordata; Aves; Passeriformes; Viduidae. Bases 695 to 1405 code for a protein of 236 amino acids. The record is from RefSeq and is a predicted model, not a curated record. The transcript is spliced from 5 exons. Gene Ontology annotation, biological process: negative regulation of cell population proliferation; negative regulation of TOR signaling.